Molecule: messenger RNA, 5437 nt
Organism: Siniperca chuatsi (mandarin fish)
Lineage: Eukaryota; Metazoa; Chordata; Actinopteri; Centrarchiformes; Sinipercidae
Gene: atosa
Product: family with sequence similarity 214 member A
Exons: 12
Coding region: 1057-4347 (1096 amino acids)
Source: RefSeq, a predicted model, not a curated record
CAUCACGACUAGGAGGACUCACUGUUCCUUUCAUCUGCAUUUCGCCUGAAUAAUAUUAGUAUCGACAUAGUCCUCUAGUUUUAGCAGUCAACUGGCCUGUCAGCGGUAAAAUAGCAACUGCUACUCAGUAAACGCUCGCGGGAAAACGUUGCCGUGUUACCGAAGCGUUCGAGCAGAGAGUCGGGCUAUUUGUUGUUGGUUGGAAAAGUUUUAAUGAAGAUCGCAAAGGAAGUCAUUACAGGUGGCGUUUCUAACAUUAAGUAGAUGGCGACCGUUCGAACGCUGUGGAUGGAUAGAAAGUGCUUCAUACACGUCUGAUAUCACCGGUUAACAUUUCGUGAGAAGAAUGAUACGCUGAAUAUGCUCUCGUCGUAGCAAAAAAAAAAAAAAUACUGAGACCGUCCGUCAUCGGAGUCGGUGGUUGUAGCUGAGCUGUGGCUACCUGCUCUACAGUGGGGGUUGGGAUGUUUGGGAGGUCGUCGUCACCAGCCGUUUAACCAUACAGUAACGAUAAAGUUAGUCAGUUGUGUUUGCUAUCUAGCUAACACUGCAGAGUUAGCAACCCCCCAGUCCUGGCAGAGUGCCGUUGUGAGGAGCCAGUGUUACAGGAGAUGAGCUACAGAAAUGCAUCGCGACGUAACUGUGGUUCAGGUGGUGGAAUUUGAGACGGACUGUAAGAGUAGCCAGCUUGCUAGUUAAAUUACUAGUAGUCAGAUUGGUUACUCGCUAACAAGCAGAUUGACAACUCCAUUACCUAACGCUGACUGUAACUGGUAUUCGCUAUCAGCAGUCUUUGUGUUAGUCAGUUGGACAAUACAGUGCGACUCGAUGGAAGCGUACAGUAGCAUGCUAACAAAGCAAUGCUUUGUUGUUGGAUAGGGGGCAGCUGGCACCAACACACAGGCUUCACAGCUGAUAUUAUUGCUUAGCUAAUACAGCAGGUCUCAGUCACAGAAGGUUUGGGGGUCCAGACACCGUUGUGUUGCUGUCAAGACUGUGUGUGAUAGAAAAGGAGAAGACUGAGAAGACCCUGCGCGAGACCCUGAAGGCAACCUGAUGACACUGGACAGCAUGAAGUCCGAGCGAGAUGCAACGGAGGAGUUUUUCGAGUAUGAUGCGGAGGAGUUCCUGGUGUUCCUGACCUUACUCAUCACAGAGGGAAGGACACCAGAAUAUUCUGUCAAAGGCAGAACGGAGGGGCUGCACUGUCCACCGGCCCAGUCGGCCAUGCCACCGCUUCACAAGCACGAAUGCAGCGACAAACUGCCCCAGUGUCGGCAGGCAAGGCGAACCCGUUCGGAGGUGAUCCUGCUUUGGAGGAACAGCAUCCCCAUCAUGAUUGAGGUCAUGCUCCUGCCAGACUGUUGCUAUGGUGAUGAGUGCCCCCCGAGUGACCCCAUCAGUGACCCGGUCAUCAAACAAGAUGCUCUGCUGCUGGAGAGAUGGACCCUGCAGCCAGUUCCAAGACAAAGCGGCGAUCGUUUCAUUGAGGAGAAGACCCUGCUGCUGGCUGUUCGCUCGUACGUCUUCUUCUCCCAGCUCAGCGCCUGGCUCAGCGCCUCCCAUGGCAUCGUCCCCAGAAACAUCCUGUACAGGAUCAGUCCUGCUGAUGAGGAGUUGGUGUGGAAGUUCUCCCAGCCGCCUUCAGAGCACAUUUUCCCCGUCCCCAAUGUAUCCCAAAGUGUUGCGCUGCAGGUUCGUGUCCAGUCGCUCCCCCGCCAACCCACCUACCCCACCCUGGCCUGCAGCAUCCAUACCGGCCUGCCUCCGCUUUACAGCAAGACCCCCAGCCUCAACCCAAACCUCAACAGCCAUGGUGGAGUGCCCACCCUCAAAAAGAGCCAGGACCCCAGCAAAGACAACCUCCUUCACAACUCUAACAUGUACAGCAAGAGCUCCAACUCCAUGUCUGGCCUUCUCCUCAAUGGAUUACCCAUUCCCAAUCUUCCCAUCAGCAACAUCCCCAUCAAUAGCCUUCCCCACACUGCUGUGCCACCUCCUUACAGCAAGAAGAGCCAGGAGCCUGGUGAAGACCACACGUAUCAGAAUGGAGACCUUCCACAGGUCAACAUCCCCCAACAUCAGGGCUCCCCACUGUUCCACAGGUCCUCUCACUCCCCCACGCCCUCCCGCUCCCACUCCCCCUCUCCACUUCCCACAAGUAAAGCAGGGAAGUGGCUGUACUCGGCUCUCAAUGGUUCAUCUGACCCCACACAAGUAGAGGACUAUGGGUCUUGCACCAACAGCAGUGAGAGGUCAAAGGGGCCCAUCCCUGAGCCACUGAGAGCUUUUAAGAAUUUCUCCUUUGCUGAACCACCCCGCUGCCCAUCCCCAAGGCCUGCUGCAACCGAGACAAACCCCCUGAUUGGCUCCCUCCUGCAGGAGAGACAGGAAGUUAUCGCCCGCAUCGCACAGAGGCUCAACUUCUGCGACCCCACAGCACCGCCACUCCCUCCCGGCCUUUUUGCUUCUGACAACCCUCCCAAAGCCAUGUGGGGCAGUAACCAUGACGAUGUAACUGCCAAUAAGACCAAAGAGCCCGAGGUACCGCCCUAUGAGUCUGUGGGACGUGUGUGGCCCAGCCCCUUAAAUACACCCGUGACUGACACUUCUUUCAGCAAACAGGAGAGCUCCUCCCCUAAACCUGCAGCCUGCAGGAAGCUGAAAAUGACUGAGACGAGAGACAGAGAGGAGGAGAGGAAUGGAAAGAGGGAGAGAGAGAAGGAGAAAGACAAGGAGAGGGGGAGAGACAGCUCCCUGAUCGCCCAGGCAGUACAAGACAUUACUCGACUCAUCCAGGAGAGACUGUCUGUCCCCUCUCUGUCCCCCAGGUACAGCAGGAGCGGCAGCCCUCUGCACCACACGCACACAACGACAGUCACACACACGGUCCGCACAUACUCACACACCACACACAUCUCACAAGCCUCACACACUGCCACCAACGGCUACGCCAACGGCCACACACCCAGCCACGAACCUCACAGAGGCAGCACGCAAACCUCUGCCACACACGCGCCCAUUUGCACAGACAAGCCCCGAGCCAGUCCGAGGACCGAAUGCCAUUCUCCCCGGGCCCAAAAUGGUGCUCACUUUACACUUGAAGAACCCUCAUUCAAAAGCCAGUCCCACACCCAGGCUGGUCAGCGUUUACGAACUCCCCCACAGGAAAAGCUCAGAGUCAGGACACCCAGCAGCCAUGAAACCUCUGCUUCCCCUGUCCUUGAGAACAGCCCAAGGAAUGCCCAGAUCUUUAGUUGGACUUGCAAUGAUGCCAGACCAGUCAUGAACUGUAACAUAAGCCACAACCACAGCAAGCCUCAGCCUCAGUCCCAGCUGCAGAUGCAGAUCUGUGCACCAGCCCAGGCCUCUGGCCCACAGGAUGAGAACCAGGCACCCUCGGAGUCUGGAUGCUCCAACACCCCCAGUCCAGACAUGACUCCUCCUCCUACUGUCCUGCGAGCUCACAGCCCCUCCCCUCUGCGUCUGUGCAACAGCUGGAAGAAACAGAAUCGCCACUCAUUAGAUGCCACAGCGACCAAGGCCUUCCAUCCCUGUACUGGCCUGCCUCUGCUCUCCAGCCCUGUUCCUCAGAGGAAAAAUCAAACAGGCUACUUUGACCUGGACACCUCUCUGGCUGGCUGUAAGGGUUUGCCUUGGGCCUCUGGGAAAAGGGUGUGUCCAAAGAGAGAGGGGUACGCAGAUGAAUCACAGCAGCUGUUCAGUGCCAGCGCUCCACCUGCCAGUCUCAGUCUGCUGGGAAACUUUGAGGAAUGUGUGCUGAACUACCGCCUGGAGCCUUUAGGGUUAGUGGAGGGUUUCACAGCAGAGGUUGGAGCCAGCGGGUCCUUCUGCCCCAGUCACCUGACCUUACCUGUGGAUGUGUCAUUCUACAGUGUCUCUGAUGACAACGCUCCCUCACCAUAUAUGGGUGUGAUAAACCUGGAGUCCCUGGGGAAAAGGGGCUACCGUGUACCUCCAUCAGGAACCAUUCAAGUGACCUUAUUCAACCCCAACAAGACAGUGGUGAAGAUGUUUGUUGUGAUGUAUGACCUGCGAGCCAUGCCAGCUGGACAUCAGACCUUCCUACGCCAGAGGACCUUCUCUGUUCCCGUCCGCCGUGACACAAACAAUCAGACCAGCAGGAAGGCCCUCGGCCAUGGACGCACCUUGCGCUACCUCGUACAUCUGAGGUUCCAGAGUUCUAAGUCUGGGAAGGUCUACCUCCAUAGGGACAUCCGUCUGCUGUUUUCCAGGAAGUCCAUGGAGGUGGACAGCGGUGCUGCCUACGAGCUCCAGUCCUUCACAGAGUCCCCCAUUGAUCCACCAUUCUCCCCCCGCUGCUGAGGCCAGACUCCCUCCCUCCUCCACCCGGCAGGCCACUACUGAAGCUUCAGUCACACCUCGAUUCCAGCGAUAGACUCUUGCUCAGCCCAUGGCUAGUUGCAAAGGCUCUAAAAGAGAAGCGAUUUAAGGAUGCCAGUCAACAAGACUCACCUGGGAGCCUGGGAGACUCAUCAGAAAUGAAACUUUGUUCUCUGUUAAGUGCACAAGGUUUUGGGUCAAAGGUUACAGUUAUAGAGUAUGUUUCACAUCCUGGUCUCCUGGUUAAGAAGGCCUUACCAGAUAUGAUAGGUAAUUCUUUUUCCUGCUGUUGUGUGUAUCCCCUCCAGCGUCUGGCAGGAGAGUAGAGACCAGUGAUUGUCUACAGAGGCAGUUAGAUACUUAAAUUAUUUCAGCAGAGUCUAGGCUACUUUACUCUAUUUACUCAAAUCAAAAUGUUAAUUGGAUCUCUACUUGACAUAAUGAAUAAGUGUUCAAUCUCAUUAGUUUCUUUAUAAAUGCAAUACAAGGCCCCUUUAAUAGUAAAAGAUUUUGUUUUAAAUCCUUGAAGAUUAGAUUGAUAGAACUGAAAGUGAACUCAGCUUUGACCCUGUGAUUCCUGAGCUCGGUGCAGAGGGAGUGCAUAUGGAAAAGGAAGCGGGUGGCAAACUGUGGUGCAACGCCAUCCUCUCGUCCAAAAAAAACCCCACAUACCAUGGACCACUAAAGAAGUUGAACAAGCAAUCAAGCUAGAUUCAACUGAAAGCAUCACAGCAAAACAUAAGAAGUGCACUGUGGAUUUUUUUUCUCUCAUAACUGGAAAUGAAACAGAAAAUAGUGAUAUUCUAAUACUUUUGUACUGUUACAGAACCACUUUAUUAGAAGUGUUGCAAUAGGAAGAGUAUCCUUAGUUUAGUGUUUACACAUUCACUUUCAGUUUACUUAACCAUCAGUUUAUUUAAUAUUUAAAUUAAUAUUUCAGUUACUACUUGUGACGUCUGUCAUGCUAAGAUGAUGUAGUGCAAACUGUAUAUCAUAGUAUGUAUUUUUGACAUUAAUAUUCAAAUCUGAAAAAAAUAUAUCUAUAUAUCUUCUAAAGCAAUCUUGAAAGCUG